AUAGAUACGUAGUACAAGUACACUCGUAAAAUGAGCUUCUAUUGUGAAAUGUCCAUUGUCCACUAUAUACUUACGAGCAGGCCGUAUUUCUAGAACACCUUUCGACAAUUCUUUUUCAGUGAAGUGAUUCCCAUUGAAUAUUGAACAUGGCGCAAAAAGUGACAGUUACAGUGAACGAGGGUAGAGUUCGAGGAGUCAAGAAAGUGUCCAAAUUCUCCGGUGCAGAAUACUAUUCAUUUUUUGGUAUCCCCUAUGGACAAAAUACACGCGGAUCAAUGCGAUUGAAGGACCCAGUCAAAGCGAAACCCUGGGAUGGAAUUUUAGACGCUAGUGUUGAAAAAAAAGAAGGAUGUUUGCAGUAUUCGUAUAUUCGGAAAAAUAUCAUCGGUUCAGAAGACUGUCUUUAUAACAAUAUCCACACCCCAAGUCUGCCUUCAAAAAAUGAUGCUUUAAAGGCUGUAAUCGUCCUUGUACAUCCAGGAGGACUAAGUCACGGUUCGCCUGAAACUUGGCAUUAUGGAUCGCCUGAUUAUAUUAUGCAUUUAGAUGUCGUAUAUGUUGGCAUAGCACAUCGAUUACAUUUUCUAGGGUUUCUGAAUCUGGGAUUGGACGAAUGUUCGGGCAACCAGGGAUUAAAAGAUAUUAUCCUCGGACUAGAAUGGAUCAGAGAUAAUAUUUCGGUUUUCGGAGGCGAUCCAAAUAAUGUGACUUUACUAGGAAGUAGUAGUGGAGCUGCACUUGUACAUAAUUUGAUGCUAUCUUCUCGGGCUCAAGGAUUAUUUCACAAAGCUGUAAUGAUGAGUGGUUACUUCUUUAAUCCUCUGCGCUGCACUCAAGAAGAGAAUAUCACCAAUAGCGUGAAAAUAGCUGAGAACCUAGAGUACGACGUACCUGAUAAAUCAGAUAGAAGAAAAUUACUUUCAAUUUACAGAAAAAUAAGAGCUGAAAAACUUGUAGAAUACAGGCCAGAUCGAAAACUCAACACAGUUAUAGGUACACCAUUUCCUGUAUCACCUUUCAUGCCCACUGUAGACCAUCGAGAAAACGGCGUGCAUCCCGAACAUUUCCGCAAAUCCAUACCAUCAACAGCUCGAGUACCUGUACUUUAUGGAAUCUGCGAAAAAGAAUCUGUGGCAGCAUUCUGCAGGGGCAUGCGUCAAGCCACAAUGACAAAUUUUAUAGGAUCAAUUCGUAACAACCAUUACGGAUGGGGAUACGACAUCACCGAUGACGAGAUUCAAUACAUUAAAAAACGAUCCGGAGAUUUCUACUGGAAAGGACAAAACAUUAAGUCGGCUCCUUUAUCAAUAUUAAUUGACGUUUAUACAGAUCUAGCUAAUUCAGACUUAUACAACACUUUGCUCAAUGUGAUGGCUAAGGAUUUGCCUGAGUCUGUUUACGUUUACAAAUUUACUUUCGAAGGAAAUGCCAACAGCCUAAAAGAGAAAUUAAAUGUGCUGUUCGAGGAACCCGUACAAGGAACGUUUCACGCAACUGACUUCAACUAUUGGACCCCAAUAGUUUUGGCUGGAGACGAGCCGAACCGCAAACUCACCAAAGAAACAGUACAAAUGAUCCGUACUUUCACGAAAAUGAUCGCAAAAUUCGCUAAAACUGGUAAUCCUAAUACUGAAGAACUCAAAGCUUACUGGGCUCCUUCAACGGUUGAUAAACCAUGUUACAUGCAAAUAAACAGCGAAAGCAGACUGAUAGAAGGCAAAUUGAACGGUGAAAGAACAGAGUUUUGGGAAAACUUGAAGCACGAGUUGAGAAAAGAUUAUUAGAUUGAUUCGUAUUCAAAUAUAAAGACUUCAGUUUCUUUCGUCAA
Molecule: messenger RNA, 1828 nt
Organism: Planococcus citri (citrus mealybug)
Lineage: Eukaryota; Metazoa; Arthropoda; Insecta; Hemiptera; Pseudococcidae
Product: esterase FE4-like
Exons: 10
Coding region: 147-1784 (545 amino acids)
Source: RefSeq, a predicted model, not a curated record